UUAUUACAACAGCCGGGUAUUACAUUUAAUCACGCACUACUAUUGUGUGUAAUAAUUUAUAAUGGCAACACUCCGAUUCUUCUCCAGACAGACGUUACUCAAGCCAAUUCGGAGAUCUCUGAGCAUUACCAAGCAAAGCUUAUCAACAUUCAACAAACCUAUAGACGGUUUUGAGCUACCACGUUCUGGAGGCAUUGCCACCAUGUUUCGUUUGCCUUGCCAGACAACUGCAGCAGGACUGAAUGCUUGCUUUGUGGGUAUACCAUUUGAUGGUGCAACUUCUAUUCGCUCAGGUACUCGAGCGGGUCCACGCCAAAUACGUUGUGAGUCUACAAGUGUAAAGCCAUGCAAUGUUCCAACUGGAGCUGUUCCGUAUGAGUCCAUACAAGUGGCAGACAUUGGAGAUAUUGCUGUCAAUCCAUAUAACAUCUCAGAAAGCAUGCAAAUCAUUGAAUCUCACUUUAGUGAGAUUAUAAAAGAUGGAUGUGUUUCACUGACACUGGGUGGAGACCAUCUUAUUACUCUGCCGAUUCUCAGAGCUUUCAAAGCAAAAUAUGGUCGAGUUGCUGUCGUUCAUGUUGAUGCCCAUUCUGAUACGCAUGAGUCACCUCUUGGGCUCUAUCACGGGUCAACGUUUAGAUCGGCAGCAGAAGAAGGUCUUAUAAUGAACGACAUGGUUUGGCAGAUUGGAUUGCGAGGAUCUGGAUAUCGAAGUAGUGACUACAGUUGGGGAAAAGAUAAGGGGUUUAAGGUCAUAGAGGCAGCUGACUUGCUUUUUAAGUCAUUGAAGCCGCUGAUGGAAGACAUCAGAAAGUCAGUUGGAGAUCAUCCAACAUACAUUUCUUUUGACAUUGAUGCUCUUGAUCCAGCAUUUGCUCCAGGAACGGGUACUCUUGAGAUUGGUGGUCUGACAUCAGGACAAGCCUUGGAAAUUGUUCGAGGAUGUCGUGGUUUGAACAUUGUCGGUUGUGACCUUGUUGAAGUGUCUCCACCAUUUGAUCCUCAAGGGACAACUGCUUUGGUCGCUGCACAACUUUUGUUUGAAAUGCUUUGUGUUUUGCCAGGAGUCAAGUAUAGCAAAUAGGUUUGUUGCGGAACAUGGCAUUAUUUGUCAGUUGAAUUUUGAUUGUGAUAAAUGAAAUUGCUUCAUAGUAAACAGUUACCAAAUGUAUUUUUUGCAUAGAAUCUUGUUCUAAUGACCCUAUAGUGUGCCGUCACCAAA
Messenger RNA from Corticium candelabrum, 1222 nucleotides. Its product is annotated as guanidinobutyrase-like. The transcript is spliced from 5 exons. Gene Ontology annotation, molecular function: metal ion binding; agmatinase activity. Bases 62 to 1084 code for a protein of 340 amino acids. The record is from RefSeq and is a predicted model, not a curated record. NCBI's taxonomy places the organism in Eukaryota, Metazoa, Porifera, Homoscleromorpha, Homosclerophorida, Plakinidae.